CCCCGUCGCACUUUCGUCGUGGCAACGUCGAAGGUUUUACUUUCCUUCAUUUUCUGGCAUUUGGAUAUGGCGGCUAAUGCAAAAGGCAAACGCAAGACGAAGGGCAAGACCCUGGACCUGAACACGUUCCUGGGGGAGGAUCACGAUGCCCCCAGCGGGUUCGCGGUCGUCAACACCAGGCGCAUCGACUGGGCGGACCUCAUGGACAACGAGGACAUAGACGACCGCUACACCCUGGACUUCAAGAAGGACGAGGGGAGGGUGGUGCUCCCCACGGCCCCCAAGGCGGCGAGGGGCCCCGACGUGGACCUGGGGCGCGUGCCCGAGGGGCCCCCCUACACGGCGUUCCUGGGGAACCUGCCCUACGACGUCACGGAGGACGACAUCUCGUUCUUCUUCCGGCAACUCCAGGUGAAGAAUGUGCGUCUCCCCAGGGAGAACGGGGAGAAGGGGAGGAUCAGGGGCUUCGGCUAUGCGGAGUUCAACAACAGACAGGACCUCAUACAGGCGCUGGCACUCAACAACGAGUCGCUGAAGAACAGGGCCAUCAAAGUCAGCCUGGCCGGAGAGCACGAUGGCGAGCGGGACAGACGGGACGGCGGCCCGGACAGGACGACCGGGGACUGGCGCUCCGCCAGGGUAGAGCAGUUCUCCAGGGAGGAGCCCAGGAACGAUUCCCGGGGCGGCGGCUUCUCGGACCGGGACUCCUUCGGGGGCGGCUUCUCCCGCGAGCGCAACGGGGACCGCUACGAGCGCAACGACCGCUUCGAGAGGAGGACCAACGACAGGGGAUACGGCUUCUCCUCCGACAGAGGCAGUGCCAGUCGCGGCGGCAGCGGCAGAAGCUUCGAGCGGCGGGACGGGUACGAGCGGCGAGACGGAUUCGGGCGGCGGGAUGAGCCCCCCAGAGACUCCAGGUACCGGGACUCCGCGGAGCGCGACUAUUCGGACAGGAGGCCGCCCGACCGGACGUCCUACGACUCGGGGAGCGGCGGAGGGGGACAGAGGAGGAAGCUGCAGCUGGCCCCCCGCACCAAGCCCAUCGAGCCGCUGCCUCCCCCCGCGGAGGCGGUGGGCUCCAGCUCCAUCUUCGGGGGGGCCAAGCCGGUGGACACCGCCGCCCGGGAGAGGGAGAUCGAGGAGAGGCUGGCCAGGGAGAAGGAGGUCGCCCCGCCCCCCGCCACCAGGGUGGAGGAGCCUCGCGUGAGGAAGUUCAGCUCCGGCUCGGCCGUGAGCAAUCGCUCGAGGCGCUCGUCCGACUCGGGGCCCCUGCGGGAGGACGAGGACCACGUCCCCCCCUACAAGCCCCCCAUACCCAGGCAGUUGGAGCGUGAGGGUCAGCUCUACAACACCCUCCCCAGGUCCAGGCAGAGGUGCAGCAGCAACAGCAGCAGCACAGGAAGCGAGAGAGACCACCCCAAGGGGAGCCCCAGAGACUCUCAUCCGGAGCGGAGCCAGACUGCCGACGGAGCACCCUACGAGGAGCCCAGACCUCCGGUGUACACUUCGGCCAACAAAUUCUCCCACCUGAUGAACGACGCCGAGGACUUGGACCGGGGCGGGGACUCCGAGUGACCUCCGUGGACUUCCCUUUCCGGCGAUAGCGUUGUACAAUUACCUUUUUCUUUGUAGGACUUUUACAUUUCAAAUCCUAUACAUAUAUAUA
This is a messenger RNA of Uloborus diversus, 1666 nucleotides long. Its product is annotated as eukaryotic translation initiation factor 4B-like. The record is from RefSeq and is a predicted model, not a curated record. The coding region runs from base 67 to 1575 and encodes 502 amino acids. NCBI's taxonomy places the organism in Eukaryota, Metazoa, Arthropoda, Arachnida, Araneae, Uloboridae. Gene Ontology annotation, molecular function: RNA binding. The transcript has 13 exons.